AUGCAACUUCUCCGAGACAGUUGGACUAUUUUCAAAGACCUCAAGCUUGGAGAUUGGGUAAAGUAUGUCAUGGGAAUGCCAUGCGCGACCAUUAGCUUGUUCGAGGCUUAUCAUAACGAGCUGGGCCUUUCCAUUUUCUCUUUCCUACAACAAUUCCCUGGAGAUAUCGAUAGAUUCCGGGAAGUGACCAAGUCAAUACAACCAGUUGAUCGAUUCCUAUACAAUACUCUCUCACAUGCUCUCAUAACGGUUGAAAAUAAGCGGCCUUUUCAUAAGCUGCCGAUAGAAGCCGGCCAUAUUACUGGUCCCCUAAAGGAACUGCUCGGUCGGCCGGAUAAGGCCAUCAUCCGACGACUUAAGAUCCUCGACGCUCGUUAUGCGCGAUAUAAAAUUGGCAACAAUAUUGCAGGUGGCUUUAAAUUCGAAGUUGAAACAGAUUUCUUCACAGCCGUGAGCGAACUAAAAGCCGCUACCAUAGCCUGGAAAAUGAGUGAAGAUGCGCUGGAAGGUUUUGGUAAAAUCAACAUCCAUGGUUUGCUAUUUCAAGAUGAACAUUUGCGUCAGUUGGCUAUUCAAUGGGAUCGUAUUAAUCAUAAUGUGGAGGAGAUUGCAGCCGCAGGAGGUAUGGAUGACAAUCUGCGAGAAAUUGCGUGGCACCUGUAUCACUUGAGAAACUACUUCUGUCUCUGUGCCGUCCUCAGCGGAAUGGCGCAAGCACAGCUUCAAGUCGAAAGCACCCUCACUGCAUUCAUCGAUGUGAAGGAAAAUUAUCGCCAAUACCGACUACAGCUACAUAUCGAGCCCUCACUUCCAUUCUUAUUCCCAUUUAUUGUGGAGCUGCGGAGAGGACGACGUGAAGUUCUAAGAGAUUUAUUCAGUUUCCUUUCAUACGAGCAAUUCUUACGGGGCGUAGAAGGCUCCUCCAGUCGUGCAGUUUGA
Molecule: messenger RNA, 939 nt
Organism: Penicillium cinerascens
Lineage: Eukaryota; Fungi; Ascomycota; Eurotiomycetes; Eurotiales; Aspergillaceae
Product: RasGEF domain-containing protein
Exons: 3
Coding region: 1-939 (312 amino acids)
Source: RefSeq, a predicted model, not a curated record